Ilyonectria robusta is the source of this 1515-nucleotide messenger RNA. RefSeq lists its product as uncharacterized. Bases 1 to 1515 code for a protein of 504 amino acids. The transcript is spliced from 5 exons. Gene Ontology annotation, molecular function: DNA-binding transcription factor activity, RNA polymerase II-specific; zinc ion binding. NCBI's taxonomy places the organism in Eukaryota, Fungi, Ascomycota, Sordariomycetes, Hypocreales, Nectriaceae. The record is from RefSeq and is a predicted model, not a curated record. Gene Ontology annotation, biological process: regulation of DNA-templated transcription.
AUGGAACACCAAGGCACGCUCACCUGUCCAUUCUGCACCAAAUCCUUCCACAGCAAGAAGCAAAACACCCGCCACGUCCGGUACUGUCGGACGAAAGCCAAAGAUGGCACCCUCACACGCCGGAGAUGUUGCGUCGCCUGCAUCAAGGCCAAGACACGCUGCGACAUGGCUUUACCAGGAUGCUCACGAUGCGCCCACAAGGGUCUCCAGUGCCUUUACAAAUCCUCCAAGGCGCCAUCCAGCCUACCUGCCGGCCAUCAAGUAGAAGUAGCCCUGUCUCACAACGAGCUUCCCAAGCAAGGCUUGGAUGGCAGUCCUAAACAUAUUUCUAUCGGACGAGGAACCUCUCCGUACGACUUGGGGCACCUCUUUGAAGGGAAUAACUUCGACCACGCGCUUUCCACCGAUACGUGGCCUGAAUUGCAGUCGAAUCCAGGAACUAACAAUGCCAAUGAAACCGCGCUCCCAGAUGGCAUGCUAGCCCUCGUUUCAUCAGACCUCCUCUCUUGGAACGGCUCUUCCGAUCCUUUCCUUGCACCUCAGAUUGAUAAAAUUGAUAAUUUCAAGGAUCGAGUCGUCUUUGGCAGCUUCCAAAUCAUUGCCCUUUCGCCGUCAUUUGACUGGUUGGACACAGAAACUCUGUUGGCGAAGCGAGAUCUGAAAGCAGGUCCUCUUGGCUCUACUCUCAGCCGGGCAUAUUGCUUGAGCAUGUUGAGGUCCUACCCCGGAAUUUUAUGCCGCAAUGACGGAACGCUCCCGCCUUUCAUCCAUAUACAAUCUCGACCGUCUACGUCUGUCGAUAAUCACACGGUGGCGUUGGCUGAACCGCUGGCGACCUGUAGCAGUAUUAUGCGGAUGUACAUGGAGAGAUCUUCAGAGAACCUGGCUUUCAUAUGGAGGACUAUUCAAGCGGAGUCACGGCGAAUCAACGACGAGUACUGGUUUUACGAUACUUGGACUACACUUGCCUCUAUCCAAGCCAUGGCUAUAUACGUCAUUGUAGGUCUACUAGACGACAACAGCGACUAUGUUGCAGACAAACACCUCCUCGUGUCAAUGCUUGAGGCAACCAGAAGCCUAGCUGAGAAGCUUCGACCUAAUGGCUGGAUGUGCAAUGGAGAGGUCCAUGUUGGACAAAUCCCAACUUGGGAUGAAUGGGCGGAGGCUGAGUCUCGCCGACGCACAGCGAUACUUCUCGUCGUCGUCAUGCACCUAUUCAACAUCGAGUACGGCCCAGGUCUGCCCCAAUGCGGAGGCUUCGCCGAGCUGCCGCUACCCUGCAGCAAGACGCUAUGGCAAGCGUCAGAUCAAGCAACAUGGGAAGCAGAGUAUCGCAAGCAAUACAUGCGAGACGAUAGCUGCGGCCGAAGCUUCAAGAGGAUCCUGACAUAUCGAAACCUCUUGCAAGGCCAGAGCGACGCGACGAGCCCUUUGGGAACGGGGCAUCUGGGAGAAUGGUUUACUGACAUGGACGACUUUGGGACGCUUGUGAUGAUGGCCGUCUCGGGACUGUAG